Molecule: messenger RNA, 153 nt
Organism: Schistosoma intercalatum
Lineage: Eukaryota; Metazoa; Platyhelminthes; Trematoda; Strigeidida; Schistosomatidae
Source: the annotation of a GenBank genome assembly
GAGAAAUUUCAAUCGUUAACCAAAGCUUAUCAAUUUCUAUGUAAUCGUAGUAAAUUAUCGCGUGGUCCAAAUCGUCUACAUAUUCAAUUAAUGCUUAGAGCUCAAAGUAUCGUGUAUAAACGUUAUCGUUCUUGUAAGCUUCUCUUUUUUUAA